This is a messenger RNA of Durio zibethinus, 1775 nucleotides long. It is a transcript of the gene AGL26, whose product is annotated as tRNA (cytidine(34)-2'-O)-methyltransferase. Lineage: Eukaryota; Viridiplantae; Streptophyta; Magnoliopsida; Malvales; Malvaceae. Gene Ontology annotation, biological process: wobble position ribose methylation. Gene Ontology annotation, molecular function: RNA methyltransferase activity; RNA binding. The record is from RefSeq and is a predicted model, not a curated record.
AGGAAAAUAAAUAUAUUCCGGGGACUUGCAAAAAUGAAAAUGCAAAAGAGAGGCAGGUGUCGCUCAUCUCAACCAUCUUCUUCUGCUUAUCUUCUUCUAAGCAGUAUCUAUCUGGAUCUGGUAUAAAACUAAUCCCUGAAAGAAAGAAAGAAAGAAAAGCGGCCAGUUUGGAGAGCAAAUAGCAAUCCAAUGGACAGAGGCUGUCUGAAGAGCCUAAAUGCAGUAAGAUCUCUCCAUUUCCAUUUUUUAAGCCGUAAUACACCUUCUCUAUUCGCCUCUUUCUCCAACACCAAUUUCCACCCUUCUUCCUCCCUUCGCCUCUCCUCUAUCUCUGAAAGAGGGAACGGGAACUCCCCCCCUCCGCCUGCUGCUCCACUUUCACAAAAUAAGCUUCUUCAAGUCGUCUUAGUUUCUCCUCAGAUUCCCGGAAAUGCAGGUUGCAUUGCAAGAACAUGCGCAGCAUCAGCUGUUGGCCUCCACCUAGUUGGGCCAUUAGGAUUUAAAGUGGAUGAUACUAAACUAAAGCGUGCUGGACUGGAUUACUGGCCAUAUGUUGUUGUUAGAGUACAUCGCUCUUGGGCAGAGUUUCAAGACUAUUUCAAGCAACAGGAAGGGAAAAAGCGGUUGCUGGCUUUUACUAAAAGAGGAACAACUAUUCAUUCAGACUUUUCAUACGGAAAAGGUGAUUAUCUGAUAUUUGGUUCAGAAACUUGUGGCCUACCUCCUGAUGUUUUGUUAGAGUGCAGAAGUGAAACUUUUGGGGGUGGAACCAUUCGGAUUCCAAUGGUUGAGACUUAUGUUAGAUGCCUGAAUCUCUCUGUGAGUGUUGGUAUUGCUUUGUAUGAAGCUUCUAGACAGCUGAACUAUGAGCAGCUUCAAGGGUCCUCUGGAAAUUCUAGUGAUUGUGAACAAUCUUUCCUUACUGAGGAUAUUUUUGCUUGAUACGUUGUAUUCCCAAUUUUGAACCUCUAUGAAUAUAGAUUUUUGAAAGCAAGUGAUGGUGACUUGUAGAAAUCAGGGUAUCAAUAGUGCUUUAUAUGUUUUUAAUAUUAUUUAUUAUUUUGAAAAUAGAGGGUAUUCAAUUCUAGUUUUCUAGACAAGCAAAACAAAUGCUUAGGGAAAGACUGAUUGGGAUGCGAGGGAGGGUAUUUUGAGUGUUUAGAAGAUUUGUUGGUCAUUGUAGUCGUAGAGUUAGAUGCAGUAUUGUAAGGGAAGUGAAGUCAUCUCUUCUUUGCUUGUAAAAAGACAGAGCAGAGGGAGUUCAGUACUUCAGUUGAAGAGCGGAGUGAGCGGGAUUUUCCUUUCAAAAAAAGAAAACACUGCGUAGGAAUUUUUUAGCGACUCUUUCUCCAAGUCUUCUGACUGACUUUCCUUUUAAAAAGUUUCCAAAUUGAAUCCACUCCGUAUCUAUAUAUUUUCCAUUAUUUCUGAACCUUGAAUCUAAAGAAGAGAAGAAAACUAGGGUUUGUGUUUGCCUCCUUCGACCUUUGCUUUUCUUUCGUCAGGCUGGUAAUCAAAAUUAGCCCUUCGUUUUUUGGGCUGUUGUUCGUUUGUAGUAUUCUUCAAUGUUUUUUAAUCCAUGCUUUUCUGCUUCUUGUGGUCAUGUUUUGUUUUCUUUGUUAUGUACUGUAUUUAUAAAUCUUAUUUAAUUGCAGGAAAAAAAAAGAACAGGGGAUUAAUUAAUUAUCAACUCUUUCACACAGGUACAAUUAAAACUGAGCUAAGAUCAAUACUAUAAUAGUUGUUUUUUCUUUGACAUGAUAUUAAGGAAGCUG